Messenger RNA from Phycodurus eques (leafy seadragon), 1676 nucleotides. It is a transcript of the gene tbx16, whose product is annotated as T-box transcription factor 16. The coding region runs from base 1 to 1392 and encodes 463 amino acids. Gene Ontology annotation, molecular function: RNA polymerase II cis-regulatory region sequence-specific DNA binding; DNA-binding transcription factor activity, RNA polymerase II-specific. The transcript is spliced from 9 exons. Gene Ontology annotation, biological process: cell fate specification; heart morphogenesis; positive regulation of DNA-templated transcription. Gene Ontology annotation, cellular component: nucleus. The record is from RefSeq and is a predicted model, not a curated record. NCBI's taxonomy places the organism in Eukaryota, Metazoa, Chordata, Actinopteri, Syngnathiformes, Syngnathidae.
AUGCAGUCCAUCAGAGACUUGAAGGCCAACUUCAACGGCCCUCCUCCCUCCGCCAUGGCUUCGGGUGAUGCUUAUCUCCAGGGCAACAUCCGCAUGACUCUGGAGGACCCCGAACUGUGGAGGACCUUUCAUGGGAUCGGAACAGAGAUGAUCAUCACAAAGCCGGGACGGAGAAUGUUUCCACACUGCAAAGUCAAUCUGUCCGGUCUUAUUCCUUGCGCCAAGUACAUUUUACUGGUUGAUAUGGUGCCAGAGGAUGGCUUCAGAUACAAGUGGAAUAAAGAGAAAUGGGAGGUGGCGGGAAAAGCGGAGCCUCAGCCCCCCUGCAGGACGUACCUGCACCCCGACUCGCCCGCCCCGGGGAGCCACUGGAUGAAGCAGUCCAUCUCCUUCCUCAAGCUCAAGCUCACCAACAAUACGCUCGACCAACACGGACAUAUUAUCUUGCACUCGAUGCACCGCUACCAUCCGCGCUUCCACAUCGUUCAAGCCGACGACCUGUUCAGUGUUCGCUGGAGCGUGUUCCAAACUUUCACCUUCCCGGAGACGUCCUUCACAGCAGUCACCGCCUACCAGAACACAAAGAUCACCAAGCUGAAGAUCGACCACAAUCCGUUUGCCAAAGGUUUUCGCGACGAAGGCACAACGAAGAAAAGGCGUGCAAACAAGAACAUGGGCGACGUUGACAAAAAAGCCAAACUCUCCCAAAUGAACAGGGACUCUGAGGAGGACAGUCCAUCGGAUGUCUGCAGGUCGUCUUUUGAGGGUUACGAGGGGGACGAAGCGGAGCUGCGGAAGAGGAAGGAGGCGGAGGAGAUCAAGGAGGAGCGCUACUCCCCUUGGUCUGCGGAGAGAGAGCACAGCGCCAGGAACGGGUCUCCUCCUGCUGCUGAAUCACGGGACAUUUACAACACAGAGCAGCAGGUUCCUGCUCCAGCAUCCUACCAGCCUUACAGGUUCCAUGAGUACGGAAAGUCUCCCUCCCCGUCCUCCAGCGUCGGCAGCAGCGCGAGUGGUUCGGGGCGCAGCAGCUUCGAGUCGCGCGUGCCCGAUGUCGCCGUCCCUGACCACGACUCGUCAAAGCCUCGCGCGCAGGAGGUGGCCCCCUCCCCCUGCGCCCCCCAGCAUCUCCCGAGCUCCCAAGACUACCCCGGGGUGCUCAACAUGACUGUGGCCCAAGCAGGCAAGCCGGGCGUCCUCGGCCACCACAUCUACAGCCCCUACGGCGCCGAGCAGCCCGUGGGCCAGUGGAGCGGCUCGGGUCCGGCCCAGUACCCACCGCCUCACCACCUGACCGCCGAUUACACCACGCAAGCUGUGCAUCACGGCUAUCCCCAUGGCAACGUGACGGAGUGGAGCCAGUACCCGCUGUUCUCGUAUUCUUGCUGGUGAGCGCGUCUCAGCUGGAGACUCUGUGACUUUCUCGAUGCUGACACAAUGUUGCUGGCACGGUGUCGCGAGUGCCCGUUGACACGCGGCCCUGCAAUGACGAUACAAAAAAUAAAUAAAUAGGUGAUGCUCAAGCAAUGAGCCGUCCGACUGGCUGGACUGAGACUUGCUACGCCUACUAAAGUGUGCAAUGCCAUACUGAAGAAUUGUUUUAUCGUUGAGUUGUCUAUUUAUUUUGGAUUUCAUUCCAUUUUCUAGUGAAAACAUUAUUUUUGUAAAAAGUAACC